GGGGAAGGAGAAGAAAAAAGAAAUGGUGAUAAGUGGUGUUAGUAGAGGUGGCACAGAGGAACAACCUGACAGCAACUUGAAACGUCUGAAGCAUGUCGGAUUCUUUUCUUUUUUUGUAUUUUCGUAGCAAAAAUUGUCACAUUUCUGCUGUUUUUUAGCAUUGCUGGCAGAAAUACUGAUUGAUCUAACUCCACAAUAUGCUGCUCACUGUCAAGAUUUGAAAGUCAUCAUUUUUUGCUGCACUUUCACGUGUUAAAAGAAUCCUGUCAGAUCAGGCAAGCCCCUCUUCCCCCCUCCUCCUCCUCCUCUUCCUCCUCCAUGAUCCAUCUUUGUAGUACCACCAGGCAACAGUGGGCGCACCGCUGAAAAAAGUGCACCGGAGCCGAGCAGAGGAAAUAAGGAAAAGAGAAGUCGAAGCAGCUUGAAGCAUCUCCGAGAGAUCAGUCGAUAAAUCUCGGAGUGAAGAAGAAGAAGAAGCUGCCCGAAAAGAGCAACCAGCGUCGAUGCGCCCAAAUCAUGACGACAGUGGCUGCAUGAUUUCUGCCUCCGGCUCGUCAUUACUGUCAUAUGCUGGGCUGCACUUUUAUCUCCUAUGUUUGCGCACGAAGAACUGGAAACCGAAUCCAGCGCAGAGCGCACGGGGAGAUUAUUUUAUUUUUGCUCCUUGGGAAUAAUUACGCGGAGGCAGAUUUAUUUUACGCACCGCUGAUGGACUUUGAAACUUUCCAAUGAAAACUUAUUCUGUGAGUACAGUUUUGAGUGUGUCACUAAAUAGCCCCCCAGUGAUGAGUAAUCCACGACGCAGCAACUGAGGAACCUGUAAAACCCGAUUGCGCGUUUGGAUACUCCGAGCGUCGCCUCGUCUCUUUUCUUUUCUUUUUUUAUUUUUCCUUUCUUUCUUUCACAUGGCUUCUAUCUUCGGCCGUGCAGACACCCCGUGCAUUAUUCAUAUUUCAUGGCUGUAGAGUGCAGCAACAGUAGUGUGCGGAGAAAAAGAACGGUGCAAGUCUAAGUGGGACGAAGACAUCGCACUUUUAUCCAACCAUUACGCACGGGGACUUCGGACUGCAGCAAGUACACACUGGACUUUCUUUUGCUUUUUCGUCAUCGUAGUAUGUCUGCACUUCGAAAGAAAUUUGGGGACGAUUAUCAGGUAGUGACCACCUCCUCCAGCGGGUCUGGAUUCAACCAGCCUCCUCCGGAGAAAAAGAGGAAGAGACAAAGGUUCGUGGACAAGAACGGGCGAUGCAACGUCCAACAUGGGAACCUGGGUGGUGAAACCAGCAGAUACCUGUCCGACCUGUUCACAACACUGGUAGAUUUGAAAUGGCGCUGGAAUCUAUUUAUUUUCAUCCUCACCUACACGGUGGCUUGGCUCUUCAUGGCCUCUAUGUGGUGGUUCAUCGCAUACAUCAGAGGGGACCUCAACAAAGCGCACAAUGACAAGUACACUCCAUGCGUGGCCAACGUCUACAACUUUCCAUCAGCUUUCCUCUUCUUCAUAGAGACCGAGGCCACGAUAGGAUACGGCUACAGAUACAUCACAGACAAAUGCCCCGAGGGGAUCAUCCUCUUUCUUUUCCAGUCCAUCCUCGGCUCCAUCGUCGACGCAUUUCUGAUCGGCUGCAUGUUCAUCAAGAUGUCUCAGCCCAAGAAGAGGGCAGAGACUCUGAUGUUCAGCGAGCACGCCGCGAUUUCCAUGAGAGAUGGAAAGCUCACUCUCAUGUUCAGGGUCGGCAACUUGCGUAACAGCCAUAUGGUGUCUGCGCAGAUCCGCUGCAAACUGCUGAAAUCUCGCCAGACGCCUGAAGGUGAGUUUCUGCCGCUGGAUCAGCUGGAGCUGGACGUGGGCUUCAGCACCGGGGCAGACCAGCUCUUCCUCGUCUCGCCUCUCACAAUCUGCCACGUGAUCGACACCAAAAGCCCCUUCUACGACCUCUCGCAGAGGUCCAUGCAAACUGAGCAGUUUGAGAUCGUGGUGAUACUGGAGGGCAUCGUGGAGACCACAGGAAUGACGUGCCAAGCGAGGACAUCGUACACCGAGGACGAGGUUCUGUGGGGACACCGCUUCUUCCCGGUCAUCUCCUUAGAGGAAGGCUUUUUCAAGGUGGACUACUCUCAGUUCCACGCCACAUUUGAGGUUCCCACCCCUCCUUACAGCGUGAAGGAACAGGAGGAGGCUCUCCUCCUCUCCUCGCCCCUCAUGGCUCCAUCCCUGUGCAACAGCGGAGACAAGAACAGCUCUCUGGACUGCCUGCAGACCCUGGAGGACAAUGACAGCACUACCAAACUGCCUACCAAACUCCAGAAGAUCACAGGGCGGGACGGCUUACCUAAGAAGCUGCUGAGGAUGAGCUCCACCACCUCAGAGAUGACUUACAACUUUGGGGAGCUGCCCAUGAAGCUGCAGCGGAUCAGUUCUGUUCCAGGUGUCUCUGAUGAUAAGCAGGCUGGUAAGGCCUCUAAGAUCAGCACAGAGCCCAUGAGUAAGUCCGUGGCAGACUUACCCCCAAAGCUGCAGCGACUAGCUGGGGGAGGAGGGGGCAGGAUGGAUGGACACUUGCCGCCCAAACUUAGAAAGAUGAAUUCAGAUCGCUUUACAUAAAGCAGACCACCAAUUGUGACUCCUGAUAGCCACUUUUUCCCCUUCCCAAACUAGAGUUCCUCUUGUAAAAUCUAUCAACGGACUACAAUCUUGUAUUUAAAGAAAUAAAGAAUAUGUGCACAAAUAACCUUAUAUAAAGUAGGGUGUUGGAAAUGAGCACACAUGUGCUCCAUUGAAAGACCUCAGAUAUUUUUGUUCCUUUUUUUAAAAAAGAAAAUAGUAAGAUGUACAAUUAGCACAAUCUGGCAUGAAACUGCGCAUGUAAAUGUGAAUCUUAAUUUCUGGCAUGACAUUUGCUAUAAAUUCUUUUGCAGAGAAGAAUUUCAUCAGUGAGUUUGAAGACGAAGGGAAAAUUGCACAAGCCAUAUGAUUUACUGUAUGGAGAAGCCUACAUUACAUUGCUCUAUUUUGUAGUGACAAAUACAUACAUUUGUUUUGAGUUUAUUGCUUUGGGUGUUUAAUGUAAAUCGUGGCAGAAUUCUGUUGACUGCAUGCUCCUUUUACUGACUUAGCUAUACAAAGGUAAUAGACAAAUAUGUUUAGCCUUAACUAUAUUACCUUAAUUCCAUUUUCAUGUUGGUUUCCAGCUGUAUUUUUGGUAUUUCAUAUACAGAACUAUUUUACCAUGUUCAUGAAUUUAUUAAAUGAUCAAAUAUGGACCAUGUUGCUAGAUGAUGCGCUUACAAAUGCAUUAUUAGCAUCAGAGGAACUGGGCACAAUGCAACGUUCACUUGCUCAUUAAUGCAACACUUGAGUUGAAACAUUGUGUAAUCCAAAUUGAUAAGCACAAACUAAUCGUUGUGUAUUUUCCUGUGAUGCUGGAAGGUAUUUAUGGGCAUUUUGUUGCCUGGUAUAACACAAGAGUUAAAGUUAGCAGCCUCCAUUAGAUUUUCAACUUAGGUGUUGCUGGCUAGAUAUAGUGGGUCUGUAAGACAUUAUUUAGAUUAAGGGCCCAUUAUUAUAUGCCUCCUCUGUGAUGAAAGCAAUAAUAAUAUCAAUAUAAUCUGAAGCCACUGGAUUUACUACAACCCCCCCGAUUCAUUCUGUUUACUGAAUUCAUGACAUGAAAUCUGGUUUUCUCUCAAACACAUUGUAUGGUACCCGAUCUCUUCAGGAAUAAAGAUAUAACAUAACUGCUUAUUA
Oryzias melastigma (Indian medaka) is the source of this 3748-nucleotide messenger RNA. RefSeq names its product potassium inwardly rectifying channel subfamily J member 3a (gene kcnj3a). The transcript has 3 exons. Gene Ontology annotation, biological process: potassium ion import across plasma membrane; regulation of monoatomic ion transmembrane transport. The record is from RefSeq and is a predicted model, not a curated record. Gene Ontology annotation, molecular function: G-protein activated inward rectifier potassium channel activity. Gene Ontology annotation, cellular component: plasma membrane. Bases 1115 to 2605 code for a protein of 496 amino acids. NCBI's taxonomy places the organism in Eukaryota, Metazoa, Chordata, Actinopteri, Beloniformes, Adrianichthyidae.